CUCCUUCUAUCCGGCAGCUCCAUCUCCAACAUUCUUUGACCAAUAUAUCCACUAUUCCUCCUCAACACAUGUCCAAACCAUCUCAACCUGGCCUCUCUGGCUUUAUCUCCAAACUGCUCUACCUUUACUAUCCCUCUGAUCUGAAAGAUCUACAGUAUGUUAAUGUACACAUUUAUAGUGGACCCAUAAGACAGGUGGGCCUUAUGACAUGUCCAGACAGUGGAGAUACAAGACAGGGGUUGCUAAAAGGGAUGGUGGGUGUAUAUUUAUAUUUGUACUAAUUAGAAACAAUUUUGUAGAAUGCAAAAUAAUAUCUAAUCAAGCUUUGCUGGCGCACAGCACAUUUAAGUGAAGCAAAAAUAAUUUUCCAAUUCAAACCAAAGCACUGACAUUUCUCCUGAAAUACCAAAGAAAGUAGUAUAUCUGCCAAUACCAAUCUUUUUGUGCAGCCCAUGUCUUCGCUUCAUCGAUUGUGGUUGGAGGAAUGAAUGCCAAUCUGUAGGAAAGGAAAAGACCUGGGAUACUGGAGUCUUGGACAGCAUCGACUUGGAUCUGCCUUGUAGAUGAUGGAGCGAUGGAGUCAUACAGGAAUCUCAUGAGUGACAGCCAUAGUUGCGGUUGGGAGUUUCAGAUGUGGUCUUAUUCUUUUUUAACCAAACUUGAGUAACUGCUUCUGAACUCUGAACUGAAUGAAUGACCAAAAAGUGAAUUAAUAAACAAUUACAGUUCAUACAGUUCAGUGACGUUUUUGUGACUUGAAUGUGCAGCAGUGAACUCAUCUGUCUAACUUCUGUCAUUUAAAAACCAGGGGAAGUGUUGGGGGGUGAUACUCCCUUUAUAUACUCUGUUUACGUACGAACAGAACAAACAAUGUAACCGUCACUGCUUACAUUCUUCCAUGUGUGCUUUAUGUUUGCAUAGAUGUUAAACAGUACAUCCACUAGAGGGCAUUCCAGAGUAAAACGUUUCUGACAACAAUAAACAUGGCGACAGUGCAGGAGGUCGUAAUAAUGUACCAACUACAAAAGAGAUAAAAGAGGCACCAGGGUAGACAGUGGUGGUCUGUGAGGCCAUUAAACAUGUGUUUGUGUGACAUGUGGAUGAAAAAUUCUUUUCACUUGUAUUACCAAUGAUACAUCAUGUCUUGCAAUAUUGGCUAUACUGGCCCCCCCAUGGCUUCUGGUGAUACUGCUCCAUUUCGUCUGAUAUUAAUGCAGAGUACAGAAGUCUCUGUCCGUAUCUGUGUCCAUAUUUAAAGUUAAGCAUAAUUGAUUCCUAACACUGAAGAAUAAAAGAGGGAAAUGUGUAGCAGGGUGUAGCCAUGGGUAGGCCUUUCCAUGAUCACAGGCCUACUCAAUCAAAUGGGGGAUGAACACUUACUAAGCCAAAUUUUUACAAUAAUGCCAUUUGAUUUAUUGUUUGAGUGUGCUGUCAUUCUGUUAUUGCUAACCGAAUGAUAAUGCUCUCCAUCAUAAUGGCCCCCACUUUUUGAUGUCAUAUGAUUCCCUAAGUGUAACUAAAGACCAGCAGUGAAGUUGCUGAACUUUACCUUCCUCUGCUGUCACUGCAGUAUACAGAGCCCUGAUAGUAGCCUGUUAAUGAAUGAAUGCUCUUUUUUGUUUGAGGGUUGUUCCAUUUUGUUGGGAAGAUGUCAACCACUACCCCUUGUAACUCGGUUCCAAGGGGCAAGGUGACACUCAAAAACAGGGGAUAUGGGUAAAAAUUAGAAAUGAGAUUGGGCCUUAGACUCUCAGUCACUGGCCUAGACCCGACCACAACUCCCAGAUGUGUUGGAUUUCAAGAACUCCCCAUCACUAGGUCUAUGUUACACUGUGCUCUCAUUUAUGUAUGCGUAAUCUUGCUAUAGUUUUGUCUCAAUUGGAAAAGAAUACGCUUAUAGUGAUGACACUCAACACAGAAAGUACCUUGGUCACCCGGCCAGGGAAUUGAACCCGUUUCCCACCAGCGCACCUUAGUCUUAGAUGCAGAUAAAGGAGCUGAGCAGUAUGAAGACAGAUAUGUUAGCUAACAUUAUAUCUAUGUUGUAACUUCAGAUUUAAGUUGCCAACUCUGAAUAUGACCUAAUAUGAAUAGCCUGGUUAAACAAAGGUCAAGUAAAACAGGUCUUACUGACUUGCAGCUCCAGUUGGUCAGGCACAGAUGAGAAUGACUGCCCUAGCUGUGCCAUAUGAGCAAGUAUGAUAUGAUAAGGUAAUCUAACUCAGCUAAAGGACUGUUUGGAUGGGAUUAGUUUUACUCAGAGAGGAGGGAAUAUGUGAGUUUACCCCAGGACUUGUGUAAUGUUUGACUAUUUCACAUCAGAUCUUUGCAUGAAUGAUAGGGGUGGGAGUAGCUACUGGAUUUACACUUGCUGUCACAGUAAAACAGUACCUAUACAUUGGUUUGAAAAGAGGUAAUCAGUAAAGUCCAGGGAUUAAAGGUUUUGUAAUUGAAACCACCCUUAUUGAAGUUAAUAUUUGACUUUUUUUGUGAUUCUUGUUUUUUGCUUAAAGAUAUGCUGAGUUGGUGUUCCUGAAGGCUUUGACCUUGAGGCUGAUUAGGUAAAGUCAGGGUGAACACAUGUUUUCUGUGACAUAACUGGUGUAGGGUGUGGACCUUGAGCCUCCUGAGGCCAGGAGUGGGACAUAUAUAAACCUUUUGUCUUUGUGAAUAAAGCUGGGUAUGGUAAACUGUAUUUCCCCUGUCCAUGUUUCACUGAUUCCUGAAGCUUUGUUCUGUAGAAGUCUCCAGACCUGAGGCAGCAAAAGAAUAGGAGAAGAGUUUGAAAAGCUAUUCAACUUACACUCAGUCACGUGUGGUAGGAGCACUGAGUAGUUAGUAAGUGAAGGAGGUGAAAAGACUGACUGCAGAUGGAUAAAUCUCAAGAAAAAAUAUGCCAUGAACUAGAUGCAAGCCCAGAGAAAGGCCCACAUGAGGAUGGAAGAGGCUCUAAGUGUAAGACGGAGGAGGAAUUCCUGAGUUACAAAGAGGUCAUAAACAGGGCAGCCGGAAUCGCCUGGCGUUUUCCUUUGAUUGAAAUGCAGGGUGUACCCCUGAGGAACUACAUCGUCCAGAAGUGGAGCAACAUCUCGGCUUUCUGCCCAGAUCCCUCUGAUAUGCUUAUUGCCACCUACCCCAAAGCAGGCACCACAUGGACCCAGGAGAUAGUUGAUUUGCUGCUGCACAAUGGAGAUGAGGAGGCUUGCAAGAGAGCUUCUACUUCUGAUCGCUUCCCGUUCUUGGAGAUCCAAUAUCCCCCUCCUAUUCCAUCAGGGCUUGAUCUACUCAAGAACAUGAAACCACCCAGGGUCAUCAAGACACACCUGCCCAUCCAGCUAGUGCCCAAAGGAUUCUGGGAAAAUAAAUGCAAGGUCAUUUAUGUGGCUCGAAAUGCUAAGGACAACCUGGUCAGCUACUACCACUUUGACCGUAUGAAUCAAGCUCAGCCGCAACCAGGUCCCUGGGAAGAAUACAUUCAGAAGUUCAUGAGGGGAAAAGUGGCAUGGGGCUCUUGGUAUGACCAUGUGAAAGAUUACUGGAAGGAAAGAGAGAAGAGGAAUAUCCUUUACCUUUUCUUUGAGGACCUGAAAAAGGACCCUCGUCGUGAGGUAGAGCGGAUCAUGCGCUACAUGGACUUGUCGGUAACUGAUGAUGUCAUCGACAAGAUUGUGCAGCUGACGUCCUUCAAAAACAUGAGAGACAAUCCGAUGGCCAACUACACGUUCAUCCCAAAGAUAAUGUUUGACCACUCCAUCUCUCCGUUCAUGAGAAGAGGGGAGGUUGGAGACUGGACCAACCAUUUCACUCCAGCUCAAUCCCAAAUGUUUGACGAGGACUACGCCAGACAAAUGGCAGAUGUGGACAUUCCCUUUUGCACCAGCAUAUAAGCAUUUACCCCAUCAAGAACCUGUCAAAGCAGCAAUUCAGCAAGCAUGGGAGCAUUUCUGGAACUGUGGUCCUAGUGACCACGGACAUACCGAGGAUACAAACAAGUUAUAUCCAUAUCACAAUCUGUUUUCAGAUAAGGGCCUUCCUUUUUGCACCAGAAUAUAAGAAUUUACUCUUUCGAGAACCUAUCAAAAUACCUCGACAAGCACCAGAGCAAUUCUGGGAAUGUGAUACUAGUGAGCAUGGCCACGCCAAGGAAGGAAGGAAAAUAAGAAAGAGGUUUCUUAGUCAUUAAUAUUACACAGCGGCUCUGUUAACUGGGCUCAGUUAUGCCCAUUUCACAUCAGAUGCAACAUGGUGUGCGUGUUAAUCCGGAACCACUCUAUGUCGCCUGUUUUUUCACACCGGAUGCAGCACACAAGCAUUGCGAAGCAAGAGUGGCUGCUGUUUGUGUUGCAUUUUCACGUAAUAGAAACAUCUAUAUCAUCCAUUUAGUACUUUAUGUUUUAUAAACUUUAGAUGACAAAGAGAUCAACAAUAAAAUCUUGAAUAGCUGCCAUGACAGUUGCUCACCAAAUAAUGUAGCUCUGUAUGAAGAGGAGGAGACGCCUGUGUGUUUGCAACAUUAA
Messenger RNA from Pygocentrus nattereri (red-bellied piranha), 4517 nucleotides. Its product is annotated as sulfotransferase 1C2-like. Gene Ontology annotation, molecular function: sulfotransferase activity. The transcript has 7 exons. The record is from RefSeq and is a predicted model, not a curated record. Lineage: Eukaryota; Metazoa; Chordata; Actinopteri; Characiformes; Serrasalmidae. The coding region runs from base 2871 to 3887 and encodes 338 amino acids. Gene Ontology annotation, cellular component: cytoplasm. Gene Ontology annotation, biological process: sulfation.